UGCCCUUUCGCCUAGCCCUCGCCCUCGCCCCUCGCCCCUCGCUUUCGUCGGAGUCGCGGCACUAUCAACCCUCGCGAGAGAGGCGGAGAGAGAGAUAGCAGCGGUUGCGGAAGCGAAACAUAGCAGGAUGAAGAUCUUCGUCAAGACUCUCAAGGGCACUAACUUCGAGAUCGAUGUGAAGCCCGAGGACACGGUUGCUGCUGUGAAAAGAUAUAUCGAGACGUCUCAAGGAAAAACUGUUUACCCAGCUGAACAGCAGAUGCUUAUACAUCAAGGGAAGAUUCUUAAAGAUGAUACUACACUGGAUGAGAAUAAAGUUUGUGAAAGCACUUUUCUUGUUAUAAUGCUGAGUAAGACUAAGGGUUCAUCUAGUGGAGCAUCGACCACUGUACAAGCUCCUGCAACUCAGACUAAGGGCUCAUCUAGUGGAGCAUCGACCACUGUACAAGCACCUGCAAGUCAGGCUCCACCUACUAAUACUGCACCUCCUGUCCCUUCAGCACAAGCAUCUGCUCCAUCUCAAGCACCUUCAGCAACAUUGCCUUUUGUACCUGCAAGUACACCAGCUCCAACUGCUGCAGCUGCUGCAACUCCUGUGGCUACCAUAUCCAGUGAAGUAGAUGCAUAUGGUCAAGCAGCAUCAAAUCUUGUUGCUGGUAAUACCUUAGAGCAAACCAUCCAACAAAUUCUUGACAUGGGUGGGGGGACUUGGGCCAGAGACACUGUCGUUCGUGCCCUGCGUGCUGCAUAUAACAACCCUGAACGGGCUGUUGAAUAUUUAUACUCUGGUAUUCCUGAGAAUGCUGAAGCCCCACCAGUUGCACGAGCGCCUGCAAGUGAACAAACAACCAAUGCCCCAGCGCAGGCUCCACAACCAGUUCAAGCUGCAGUUCCUUCUGGUGGUCCUAAUGCUAAUCCUUUGGACCUCUUUCCUCAGGGUCUGCCCAAUGUUGGGUCAAAUGCUGGUGGUGGAAGCCUUGAUUUUUUACGGAAUAGUCCACAGUUUCGAGCUUUGCAGGCUUUGGUGCAGGCAAACCCUCAAAUCUUGCAGCCUAUGCUUCAAGAGCUGGGAAAACAGAAUCCUCAGAUUAUGAGGCUUAUUCAGGAACACCAGGGAGAGUUUUUGCGAUUGAUAAAUGAGCCUGCAGAAGGAACUGAGGGCAACCCUCUAGGUCAGUUGGCUGGUGGAAUGCCACAAACGCUGAAUGUUACUCCUGAGGAACGCGAAGCCAUUGAGCGUCUCGAAGCGAUGGGCUUUGAUCGAGCACUUGUGCUGCAAGUCUUCUUUGCUUGCAACAAAAACGAGGAGCUUGCUGCUAAUUACCUUCUGGAUCAUAUGCAUGAGUUUGAAGAUUGAACUGCAAAGUUAUUCGAACAUCUUUUGGGUUAAAACUAAAUUGGCAGCUCCAUGCUUAUUGAAAGCAUGUGGGUUGUGGGAUGCUUUAUACUUUGCUUAAUUUUUUAGAAUCUGGGGAACCAUAAUUGUGUAUAAAGAUUGUGGGAUCAUUUUAACAGUUUGAAUCAUUUUCCCUGUGUUGCUUGAAGUUAAAUAAUUCAUUAGGGACUAAGCACAUC
This is a messenger RNA of Musa acuminata subsp. malaccensis (wild Malaysian banana), 1575 nucleotides long. Its product is annotated as ubiquitin receptor RAD23d. The record is from RefSeq and is a predicted model, not a curated record. Gene Ontology annotation, biological process: nucleotide-excision repair; proteasome-mediated ubiquitin-dependent protein catabolic process. NCBI's taxonomy places the organism in Eukaryota, Viridiplantae, Streptophyta, Magnoliopsida, Zingiberales, Musaceae. Gene Ontology annotation, molecular function: proteasome binding; ubiquitin binding; damaged DNA binding. Gene Ontology annotation, cellular component: nucleoplasm; cytosol.